GUCAUUUCCAACACUGCUGCUCUCGUAAACAUAUGAUUAUUGUUGAUAUUAUUUGUAAACCCAAAUUGUUUGCCGGAAAAUAUCUUUUAUUUACAUUUUCGAGCGAAUCCUGCGACAUAACUAAAAGCAAUGGGUACCUGGGUGCUGGAGGUGGCCAAGAUGGGCAUGUACAUGGCGUUUCCGGUGGCGAUGUUCCACAUCUUCAACCAGCCGGAGUACUUCGAAGAGUGGGUGACCAAGAAGAAGCGGGAGCUUUACCCGCCGGAGAGCCAGAGCCACCAUGAGGAGCUGCAGCGCGCCAUUAGGGAGCACCAUGCUCAGCACGACGCCAAGAUGCUGCGCGCCAUGGAGGAGGCGGAGCGCAAGAAGUAGAGGCUGUGACUAAUACAUAGCGCCAUCGAUCCUUCAUUAUAUAAUCCAUUAAACGAAAUAGAUCAGCUCUUGGUCAUGACCGGGGCAUGGAUGAGUAACUGUUUUGUGUAGAAUUUGUAUUACGACGUAAUAAAGAGCUGUAUUUACCCAAAAACA
This is a messenger RNA of Drosophila ananassae, 528 nucleotides long. RefSeq names its product protein PET100 homolog, mitochondrial. Gene Ontology annotation, cellular component: mitochondrial inner membrane; mitochondrion. The transcript has a single exon. Gene Ontology annotation, biological process: mitochondrial respiratory chain complex IV assembly. Lineage: Eukaryota; Metazoa; Arthropoda; Insecta; Diptera; Drosophilidae. The coding region runs from base 130 to 372 and encodes 80 amino acids. The record is from RefSeq and is a predicted model, not a curated record.